Messenger RNA from Myodes glareolus (Bank vole), 2400 nucleotides. The record is from RefSeq and is a predicted model, not a curated record. NCBI's taxonomy places the organism in Eukaryota, Metazoa, Chordata, Mammalia, Rodentia, Cricetidae.
GGCCCCCAGAUUGCAAAAGCCAGAGGUGUAAGAAGCAGAAGCAGCAGCAACAGCAGCAGCAGCAGCAGCCAGCCAGCCAGCCAGCCACACACACACAAAUUCUUCCUCAGAUCCUCACCUAAGCUUUCAGUAUAUCCAGAUCCGCAUCUUCACUCAAGCCGGGAGAGGGAAAGAGGAAAGGGGGGGAGGAAAAAAAAAAAGCCAACAACUUAGCGGAAACUUCUCAGAGAAUGCUCCAAAACUCAGCAGUGAUUCUGGUGCUGGUUAUCAGUGCUGCUGCAACGCACGAGGUGGAACAGAAUGACUCUGUGAGCCCCAGAAAAUCCCGGGUGGCGGCUCAAAAUUCAGCUGAAGUGGUUCGCUGCCUCAACAGUGCCCUGCAGGUUGGCUGUGGGGCUUUUGCAUGCCUGGAAAACUCCACAUGUGACACAGAUGGGAUGUACGACAUCUGUAAAUCCUUCUUGUACAGUGCUGCUAAGUUUGACACUCAGGGAAAAGCAUUUGUCAAAGAGAGCUUAAAAUGCAUCGCCAACGGGAUCACCUCCAAGGUUUUCCUUGCCAUCCGGAGGUGCUCUACCUUCCAGAGGAUGAUUGCCGAGGUGCAGGAGGAGUGCUACAGCAAGCUGAACGUCUGCAGCAUCGCCAAGCGCAACCCGGAAGCCAUCACUGAAGUCAUCCAGCUGCCCAAUCACUUCUCCAACAGAUACUACAACAGACUUGUCCGAAGCCUUCUGGAGUGUGAUGAAGACACAGUCCGCACAAUCAGAGACAGCCUGAUGGAGAAGAUAGGGCCCAACAUGGCUAGCCUCUUCCACAUCCUGCAGACAGACCACUGUGCCCAGACGCACCCCAGAGCCGAUUUCAACAGGAGGCGCACAAACGAGCCACAGAAGCUGAAAGUCCUCCUCAGGAACCUUCGAGGUGAGGGGGACUCUCCCUCCCACAUCAAACGCACCUCCCAUGAGAGUGCGUAAGCAGGGGGAGGUAUUCACAGCCUCGGCGAAUAGCAUUUUAGGGGUGUUGACACACCAACUUUGAGUGUACUGUGCCUGGUUUGAUUUUUUUUUUUAAGUAAUCUCUAUUUUCUAUCCGCCCCCCCCUUAAAGAAAAUUGCAUGAAACUAGGCUUCCGUAAUCAAUAUCCCAACAUUCUGCAAUGACAGCACUAUUACCAACGGAGUACACGUGAUCAUUCAUCCUCUCCUUGAGAGACUGUAGUCUCUUUUAUCCCCUCUCUCUAUGAAUUCUUUUCCCAGAUCCCUACCAAUUGCUCCUCAAACACAAAACGUUCAUGUAACUUCCCAGUCAUUGUAAUCUGAAGACGUAGAGCCCUUUAGAAUGGUCACCCAGUAGAGUUAGCCAAUACAAAACAACUUUAUUUAAAUGCAUGUCUUAAAUGCUCAUAAAUAUGUUGAAUGGAAUUCGUGUUAUGAAUCUGUGCUGGCCAUGGACGAAUAUGAAUGUCACGUUUGAAUUCUUGAUCUCUAGCGAGUCUUAUGGUCUCUAUCCUCCAAUGCCUAAUUUCCUUUCUGACAUAUUUACCAAAUUGCUCAAGCCUGGUUCUCCCACCAGACUUUGAGCCAGCAUCUUCUUGCAUCUAAUGAAAAACAGAAAGCUAACAUCUUUAUGUACUGUAACUGCUCAGAGCUUUAAAAGUAUCUUUAACAAUUGUCUUAAAAACAGAGAAUCUUAAGGUCUAACUGUGGAAUAUAAAUAGCUGGAAACUAAUGUACUGUACAUAAAUUCCAGAGGACUCUGCUUAACUAAGCAGUCUAUAAGAACUUUAUCGCAUAUAGAUUUAGUUUUGUACCUUAGCUUUAUUUUCCUUUUCCUGGGAAUGAAAUAACUAUCUCACUUCCAGAUAUCCGCGUUCAUGCUCCUUGUGGCCUUUUUUAUAACUAAGGGGGUAGAAGUAGUUUUAACUCAACAUCAGAACUUCAGAUGGGCCUAUACGAGAUAGGAAAACCCAACAGGUUAUCUGAAGGACCCCAGGUAAAAUGUCAAUCUCCCAGCCCACCUCAACCCAGAGGCUACAUUUGACUUAGGUGUAUCUUGAAAAGGUUCUGUCACAUCCAACUGGGAAUUAGGACUCAAACAGAUCACCCCUUUGGGCUUGGACACUGAGUGUGACAAGGCCUACUGUCCCCUUGGAAGUGGCAGUUCUUGGCUCAUAACCUUCCAUCAGUGCCUGGCACUCUGGUCAGUGAUGGUGUGGGAGAUUCUAAGCCAAUCAGGAAUGAGUCAAUCAGCCUUUGGGUCUUCAGUCUGGGGAACUUGGGCUUCAGGGGGUGUAAAUAACCCUGGGAUGUCCCGCCUUAAUAGACUCCUCUUCCAUUGUCCUGUAACACGCUGCUUGCCAAAGUAGUCCUGGCAGCUGGACCAUCUCUGUAGGAUCUUUAAA